This is a messenger RNA of Didymella exigua CBS 183.55, 657 nucleotides long. RefSeq lists its product as uncharacterized. NCBI's taxonomy places the organism in Eukaryota, Fungi, Ascomycota, Dothideomycetes, Pleosporales, Didymellaceae. The coding region runs from base 1 to 657 and encodes 218 amino acids. The transcript has a single exon. The record is from RefSeq and is a predicted model, not a curated record.
AUGUGUCUCGUCAAGGUCAAGCAAGAAGAAGACGUCGUAGUCCCCUACCGAGUGGUCUCGCGGCACAACCACUCUCCGCCCCGCCGUCGCGCGUCGCGACACUCAACGACGCGCUACUCGCGCGAAGUGGUGCGCCACGAGUCCCCGCGGCCGUCGGCAUCCUACAUAGCAGUGCCCACGCCGCAGCCAAAGCCGCUGGCGAUCCCGCCGCCGCAGCCUGUGCCCGUGUUCUUCGAGCCGCCGCCAGCACCGAUGCCCGUGCCUGCUCCGCAGCCGCCGCCCAGCCACAUCAGCAGCCGCCACAGCCACCACGGCGCGGCGCACUAUGUUGAGGUUAGUCCGCGCUCGAGCUACAGCUCGCGCUCGUCGAGCCCGAAUCGCAGCGAGUACGUGUACAGGGAGCGCGAGGUCAGGCGCGAGCGGGCGUACAGUCCCGAGCGGGCGCCGCAGUACGAGCACUACCGGUACGUGGAUCCGGUGAGGAGCGAGAGCAGCUUUGGCGGAGGCGCGAGGCACGGCGGCAGGGAGCGGAGCAGGUCGCGGGUCAACGUGGGCUAUGGGCGGGAGCGGAGCAGGAGUCGGGGCAGCUACGUGGACGAGCGGACGAGGGUGACGAUUGUGGACGACGGCAGGCGGAGGAGGGACUACGGGCGGUGA